This is a messenger RNA of Cyprinus carpio (common carp), 2099 nucleotides long. RefSeq names its product zinc finger protein 271-like. NCBI's taxonomy places the organism in Eukaryota, Metazoa, Chordata, Actinopteri, Cypriniformes, Cyprinidae. The transcript is spliced from 2 exons. The record is from RefSeq and is a predicted model, not a curated record. Bases 236 to 1276 code for a protein of 346 amino acids.
GAGAAUAAAACACGAGGAACCAGAAACCUGGAGAAUAAAACACGAGGAACAAGGAGAGUUCAUUGAAGAAAAUGAGAAGAUUGAAGAACUGAGUGAAGUUGAGAAAAAUCAUGUUAAAACUGAAGAAAAACAUUUGAGUUGCUCUCAAACCAAACUGAAAGAUUUUAAGAAAAGAGGAGCCACCUGCACUCAGUGUGGAAAGGGUUUCACACUCAAAACAAGUCUUGAGCAUCACAUGAAAGUUCAUACUGGAGAGAAACUGUUCACUAGUGCUCAACGUGGAAAGAGUUUUGUAAACUCAUUAAACAAAGAAGACAUGAGCAUCCACACUGAAGAGAAACCGUACACAUGUGAUCAAUGCAGCAAAACAUUUUUGAGGGCUUCAGUCCUGAAGAAACACCUGAGAGUUCAUACAAAGGAGAAACCAUAUUCAUGUGAUUUGUGUGGAAAGAGUUUUUCACGUUUUUCAACUUUGAAAGAACAUCAGAAAAUACAUACUGGUGUGAGAGAGUACAUGUGCUUUGAGUGUGAAAAGACUUUUACUUCAGCACAGUGUUUAAAACGGCACCAGAAGAUUCACACUGGAGAAAAAUCUUACAAGUGUUCACACUGUGACAAGAGAUUCAGUCAGUCAGGAGACCUGAAAACACACAAGAGGAUUCACACUGGAGAGAAACCGUUCACAUGUGUUCAGUGCGGGAGGAGUUUUGCACAAAAAGGACAUCUUACAGGGCAUAUGAGAGUUCAUACUGGAGAGAAACCGUUCACAUGUGAUCAGUGUGGGAAAAGUUUCAGAAAAUUAUCAACCCUUAAGGAUCACAUGAACAUCCACACUGGAGAGAAACUGCAUGCAUGUGAUCACUGCAACAAAACAUUUUUGAGAAAUUCAGACCUGAAGAAACACCAAAGAGUUCAUACAAAAGAGAAGCCACAUUCAUGUCAUUUGUGUGGAAACAGUUUUUCAUCUUUAAAAUAUUUAACAGUGCAUCUGAAAAUACAUACUGGUGUGAGAGAGUACGUGUGCUUUGAGUGUGAAAAGACUUUUACUACAGCACAAUGUUUAAAACAGCACCAGAGGAUUCACACUGGAGAAAAACCUUACAAGUGUUCACACUGUGACAAGAGAUUCAGUGCUUCAGCAAAUCUAAAAAGACACGAGAGGACCCACACUGGAGAAAAACCAUAUCACUGCACUGAAUGUGGGAAGCGUUUCAGUCAUUCAUCUUCUCUACACAAUCAUACAAAAAACAUUCACAGUAAGAAUUCAAGAUUCUGAUCAAAUCAAAGAUGGAGUUCCUCCACCAAAUAAAUGUCAAAACAUUUUAUUAUUUUGCUUUCUUAUUUUUCUUCACUGUUGUUUUUAAAAUGACUAAUUAUUCUUCCACUUAAGAUGUAUUUAGAAAAUGCAGAUGCAAGAUAUAUAUGUCAUGUUAAUGAAAUGUUGAAAUACUCUACUGAUGAUUCCCGAACUAAAUAACGGCAACUGGCCAAUCAGAACUUGGUACUGUGAGAAGCUGCGCACAGCUGAAGCAAGUUUUCAUCAUUUGUCAUUUUUCACGCAAAAUGAUUCAAGUGCAACUUUUGAAGUUUUUUUUUAAAAGAAGAGAACGGAAGGUAUGGCUCUUCCUUGAUUAGAAUUUAAAGACAUUCCCUGAACAUAAUGUUACUGUAUUGUAUUUGUAACUAUGAGGAACUAACACGAUAUGAGAGAUGACAUUAUCAUGUAUGUCACAGACUUUGAACAAGACAUGUUUUUGUUUGUUUGUUUGUUGGAAAGUCCAAAAGCAUUCACUGCACGAUUAUGCAGUCAGAAUGCUCUAUAAUUCAAGCAAUGAAAGAAAAAAUACCCAUGUAUGAGAUUUUAUUUUUUAUAUUCAUUGCACAAGCAAAGUACUUUUCUGAAUACCAGCACAAGUGCGCGUACAUCUCCACUGUAUACACUGCUAAAUUAUUAGUUGUUCUUCUAUUAAUUUCAAUUCCCCUCCCUGGAACCACCACACCUAUUCCUGUUCCUUCUGUCUAAGGGUUCUUUGUACCAUCUGUAUAGAUUUGAGUAUAGUUUUUAUACACUUCAGAAAUAUAAUCAUUAAAGACCCCAA